UAUAUCUUUAUAUCUUUAUAUCUUUAUAUCUUUACAUAAGUCAACAUAUAUCAUCGCGCUUUCCUGCAUAAAGCUUGCAGUUGUUGUCUUUUGACGUUACAGUUACGACGCAUACGUCGGCCAAGAACCGUCUGCCCUGUCCAACUGUCUGUCUGCGCCUUCCUUCUUUCAAAUCAUUCCGUACAACAGAGCUACACAAGAUGGCUACCAACAUGAAUAACCUGACAACUCUCGUUAAGAGGUUGGAAGCUGCGACAUCUAGGUUGGAGGAUUUGGUGACACCGGCCUUCGAGGACCUAGCAUCGUUGUCAACACCAAAAGAAAACGGCGACGAUUCCACAACCACUCGAACCCCCGAUGCGUCGGGGAGCAAGAGGCCCGCAGCUGGUGCUGCUGCUGCUGCUGCUCCGGCUCCGGUAGUCGCCGCUGCCGCAGCGAAUACUACUUCUCCACCCAAGCCAGCGCAUGACCCAGUGCCUGAGUCGGUGGAGGACUUUGAUACCUUCCUAGACACUUCGGUCAAGAAGUAUGUCGACCUCAGUAAUGAAAUAGGCGGCGCUAUUGCGGCUCAGGCGGCACGAGUCGCAAAGGUCUUCCAGAAUGAGCGCACGCUGCUCUUCAUCUCCACAAUGUCGAAGAAACCCGACUCGGCUGGGAGCGAGUAUAUGGAGCUCCUCAAGCCUCUUCAGCAAGAGAUUAGAACGGUUGUCGAUGUAAAGGAUGCGAACCGUGGCUCGGAACUCUCGAACCAGCUCAGUGCUGUUGCUGAGAGUAUAGGGGUCAUCGCUUGGGUCACAAUUGACAACAAGCCGUUCAAGCAUGUUGAUGAGAGCUUGGGGUCCGCUCAGUACUUUGGAAACAGAGUCCUGAAAGAGUUUAAAGACAAGGACCCGCAACAAGUUCAAUGGAUCCAAUCUUACUAUCAAAUAUUCAAGGACCUGAGCGCAUAUGUCAAGUCCACCUUCCCCCACGGAUUGACGUGGAAUGCGAACGGUGUCAGCCCGAAGGAGGCCAUGAAGACUGUUAGCUCGAGGGAGUCGACUCCUAGCCAGACUCCAGCGUCAUCUCCCUCUUCGUCUCAAGCGUCGUCUGCAGCUUCAGGAGGACCGCCACCACCCCCUCCACCUCCACCAGGCCCAGCGCCAAAAUUCGAUAUCAAAGAGGCAGCGAAACCUGCAGCUGCUGUAGAGGGAAUUGGCGCGGUUUUCUCCGAACUGAACAAGGGCGAUUCAGUGACUAAGGGUCUUAAGAAAGUAAGCGCGAACGAAAUGACACAUAAGAACCCGUCGCUGCGUGCUAGCUCCAUCGUCCCAGACCGGAGCGAGAGUAGCCUGAGCCCUACGUCGUCCAUCGCGCGCAACAAGAGCCCUGCGCCACGUAAGACUCCAAAGCCAGAGUCGCUGAGAACCAAGAAGCCCCCGAAGAAGGAGCUCGAUGGGAACAAGUGGAUUAUCGAGCACUUCGAUAACGAACCUGAGAUGAUUGAGAUUGAAGCUUCCAUCUCUCAAUCCAUCCUCAUCAGCAGGUGCAGCAAGACCACUAUUAGAAUCAAUGGAAAGGCCAAUGCCAUUUCGAUUGACAACUGUCCCCGCCUGUCUCUCAUCAUCGACUCUCUCGUCUCGUCCGUUGACGUUGUUAAGUCCUCCAACUUCGCAUUGCAGGUUAUUGGCACACUGCCAACUAUUCUUCUCGACCAGGUCGACGGCGCCCAGAUGUACCUGGGCAAGGAUAGCAUGAAAACGGAGGUCUUUUCUAGCAAGUCCUCGAGUGUUAACCUGAAUAUCAUUGAGGGCGAAGAGGGCGACUUCAAAGAGGUCGCGCUACCGGAGCAGAUCCGCACCUAUAUUAAUGAGAAAGGCCAGCUUAUUAGUGAGAUUGUAGAGCAUGCCGGUUAGAUAGGUUUUCUCGGCGGAUUUUGUUUAUAUUUGUAUCGAUAGGUGUGCCUCUCUGUUGAUACCAGGGUUGCAUGGGGUUGUUGUAGAGCGUGACAGUCACAUAGCUUUAGCAAUUGAAGUAUCU
Molecule: messenger RNA, 2019 nt
Organism: Pseudogymnoascus destructans
Lineage: Eukaryota; Fungi; Ascomycota; Leotiomycetes; Thelebolales; Thelebolaceae
Exons: 3
Coding region: 201-1895 (564 amino acids)
Biological process (GO): cytoskeleton organization; regulation of adenylate cyclase activity
Cellular component (GO): cytoplasm
Molecular function (GO): adenylate cyclase binding; actin binding
Source: RefSeq, a predicted model, not a curated record